AGCCUUUUUACUUGCUUGUGUUAAGAUGUUUCGUCUGUUUCUAUUGAUUUGCGCUGCUUCUGCAGCUCCUAUUAACAAAGAUGAUGAAGAGCUUAGCAGACUCGCUAUGCAGAAUCCUGAUUUGUUCGGCGGUGAUAUGGCAGGAAUACAGAGUCUGGAUGAUCGAAAUGGUAUUCCUUUUGAUAUGUUUAGAUGGCCUAAUGCCGAGGUUCCCUAUGUUAUUGACGCUUCCUUGAAACCCCAUAUGGCCGUUAUCACAGCGGCCAUUAAUAAUUAUCAUUCUACAACUUGCGUUCGCUUCGUACCUCGAACGAAUCAGUUGGAUUACAUCAGACUUUUCGCUGGAAAUGGGUGUUAUUCCCAAGUUGGCAUGACAGGAGGACCACAAGGAGUAUCUUUAGGUUCAGGAUGCAUAUUUAAAGGCACAAUUGUCCAUGAGCUUGGACAUGCUUUAGGGUUCUACCACGAGCAAAACAGAUCAGACAGAGAUGAUUACCUCCAAAUAUUUAUGAACAAUGUUCAGAAAGGUAUGGAACAUAACUUCGAUAAGUUGAAACCCAACCAGAAUAUUUUGUAUACUCCCUUCGAUUAUGAUUCUAUUAUGAUUUACGGCAACCACGCCUUUUCGAAGGAUGGCACGUCUGUUACCAUGAGGGCCAAGAACGGGCAGAAGCUUCUUGACCCCUACCACAAAAUUGGAAUGACAGCUUCUGACAUUCAAAGAGUGAAGAAAAUGUACAAUUGUAAAUGAAUAAAAACUAAAAUAUCUCAAAAUUUCCCCGUGUUUAAAACUGGAUAACGCAAUUAACGAUAUUGUUAAAAAUUCACCAUGUUAUUUAUAUCACUUUUUAUGUACAAUUCAAUAUUUCUGAACUAAAUGUUUAGAUAAAUAUUUAAAAAGUAAAAGUUUUUUCAUAUUAUCUUAUGCCAACUACAUGAGUAAUUCUUAAACUUUCUUUUGAUAGAUUUUAAAUCCAGAAAUGAUUUUAAUGAGAUUUAAGUUUUAGCACAUUUAGCAGUUUUCGGAAGAUUUUUUUAAGUUGACUCCUUAAGUUAUUUCAGAGGUUUCUAAUUCUCUUUACUUAUUCUAAGAUUGGUUUAUGAAAAAUAGUUUAAAGAUAACGUUAAAUUAUUUUAGCGACGGGAUAAAUUUAUCGCACAGUUUCAGUAAAACAUUUAGACUCCGAGAAAGUUAUUCUAAUUUUUCAAGCAUUUGAACGCAAUUUCUUUGAAUUCUGUGGAAAUAAAAGAAAAUACGAAA
Messenger RNA from Stegodyphus dumicola, 1261 nucleotides. RefSeq names its product astacin-like metalloprotease toxin 5. The record is from RefSeq and is a predicted model, not a curated record. Gene Ontology annotation, molecular function: zinc ion binding; metalloendopeptidase activity. Gene Ontology annotation, biological process: proteolysis. NCBI's taxonomy places the organism in Eukaryota, Metazoa, Arthropoda, Arachnida, Araneae, Eresidae.